Molecule: messenger RNA, 966 nt
Organism: Auanema sp. JU1783
Lineage: Eukaryota; Metazoa; Nematoda; Chromadorea; Rhabditida; Rhabditidae
Source: the annotation of a GenBank genome assembly
AUGGGUGAUUCUGUUGCGACAGAGCCUGCUCAAGCUGUGGAGCAUGUGAAAGCUCCAGCUCCGGCAAAGACCGCUGGUGAGCAAAAAUAUGUUGAUCCAAUAGACAAAUAUUCGGCCCUGAUAGUUAGAGGGACAAUCGUUGGUGUUGGAAUGGCUGGAAUCGCUCUUUUCUUGAGGAACUCUAGAAUUUUUGCUCGGUUUGAACAUGUCAAUCAAAUUCCGAAGGAUUUUAUUCGCAAAGAGCUCGAAUUGAAAGGACGCGUACGCGAGGUUUUGCCUUCCGGAGAGCUCCGUGUAGAACAUGAGCCAAUUAUCAAAUUGCCCUCGCUUUUCCGCAGAAAACUCACAGAUAAGAGCGGACUUUUAAAUAUCAGACUUGCUGGCAUUGAUAUGUCUAAAGCAGGGCAACAAUACAUCUCCAAGGACCUUCGAUUGACUAACAAGCCUGUUACUUUCACUGUUAUCAAGAGCAAUGAUGAAUCCCCAGACGCUGUCGACUGUGACGUGACUGUUAAGAAAAAUUUUGCCACACGAACAAACUUGAACCUUGAGUUGAUCCGUAAGGGUUAUGGAAGAGUUCCUGCUCCUGAUCACACCCGUCAUUUGAAGUCUCUCCAAUCCGUCCCAGCUUAUUCACGACUGGUGAAUAAGUUGUUGAUGAGUGAAAAAGUUGCUGAUCGACGAGGUGUUGGUGUUUGGGAGAGAGAUACAUGGGUUGAGUCUGUUCAGUCGUACCCUUCUCAAGUGGGGCAGAUGAUUCGAGCUACUCCAGCAGCGAAAGCUUUGGUUCUUUUGUUCAAUGUUACUCGUGAUGUUAUCCUCUACGGAGUAAAGCUCACACAACAAACGUAUGCGCUCGUCAUUGGAAUUUGCAGUUAUAUUGCGGGAGGCUAUCGCAAGUUUGCAGUUGGAGUGGAUCGCCUCACGGACAAGUAUAAUAAAAUUAGGCAAAGAAUCAAGCCAUAG